Messenger RNA from Aspergillus melleus, 1315 nucleotides. Its product is annotated as putative proline racemase. Gene Ontology annotation, molecular function: hydro-lyase activity. Bases 1 to 1221 code for a protein of 406 amino acids. The record is from RefSeq and is a predicted model, not a curated record. The transcript has a single exon. NCBI's taxonomy places the organism in Eukaryota, Fungi, Ascomycota, Eurotiomycetes, Eurotiales, Aspergillaceae.
AUGGACAUCGCCACCGCCCUCUCCACGCCCUCACCAGGCACCCAAACCCUCAAAUGCAUCGACAUGCACACCACCGGCGAACCCACCCGCAUCAUCUACUCCGGCUUCCCACUCCUCCCCGCCAUCACACUCCUCGACCAGCGCUCCCACGCGCUCACCCACAACGACCACAUCCGGAAACGCCUGAUGCUGGAACCCCGCGGCCACGGCGACAUGUACGGCGCGAUCAUCGUGUCGGACACGGAGCUCGUGCGCAGCGGUGCCGCGCACAUCGGUGUCCUGUUCACCACGAACGGCGGGUAUUCGACUAUGUGCGGACAUGCGACGAUCGCGCUGGGAAGGUUCCUAGUCGAUACGCAUGACUUGGAUGUGUUUCCGCGUCGAAGGGGGUUGGUUGUGGACGAGGCGGCUGGGGAUGGGAGCGGGGCGAGGGUGAAUGUGAAUAUUCAUGCCCCCUGCGGUCUGGUGAGAGUGAGUGUGCCGACGACAGCGGAUGGGUCGAAAUCGGAUCCGUCCCGACCCGUCACGUUCCUGAGUACCCCGGCGUAUGCGACAGCGCGGGACCUGGAGGUGCAGAUCCCGGAGGAAGUCAAGUGGCCGGAGCUCGGGGAUCGGGGGUCCAUCACGCUGGAUGUGAGCUAUGGGGGCGCGUUCUAUGCGCUGGUCGGGGCGCGGGAGUUAGGGUUUGAAGGAGGUCUGGGGAAGGUUGAUUUCGAUGCGAUUUCGCACGCGGUGAAGAAGCUGAAGGCGUAUCUGUCGACGCAUCCGGUGGUGGUGGAAGCGUUGCAGAACGUCGAGGAUGAGAGGCUGGCGUUCUUGUAUUCGGUCAUGGUGGUGGAUGGCAGGGUGGGAUCGAGGCCGGAAGGCGUCGACGGCGCAGAGACCGGGCUAUGCUUCUUCGCGGAUAACCAGAUCGAUCGGUCGCCGACGGGGUCGUGUGUCUCGGCGAGAAUGGCCCUGGCGCAUGCGAAGGGCUUGAGGCCUCUGGGGCAGAGGUGGGCGUAUAAUUCGCUGGUGUCGAAUCAUUUUGAUACCGGGGCUUUUUCGGCGGAGAUCGUGGAGGAAAGAGUGCGUGUGAAGCACUAUAGGGGGGACGAGAGGGAUGCGGUCGUUGUGCGUGUCGAGGGGAGCGCGUACUAUACUGGGGCCUUGACCUUCGCGGUUGAAGAGGGUGACGUUACCGGUGAGAGUGGGUUUACGAUGAAGGGUAUAACCAAUUGAGAUGGUAUUGUAGUUCAGUCAAACGAUAGAUAGAUAGAAGUGGUUGUAUUACAUCCAGAUGUUGCUAUACUCAAAUUCAAAAUUGGCCCCCCAU